Molecule: messenger RNA, 1425 nt
Organism: Phalacrocorax carbo (great cormorant)
Lineage: Eukaryota; Metazoa; Chordata; Aves; Suliformes; Phalacrocoracidae
Source: RefSeq, a predicted model, not a curated record
GGGAGAACGAAGGGGUGGAGGGAGGAAGAUGGCGGCGGCGAGCGGCGGCGGGUUGCUGCGGCGGUGGCGGAGGCCCGCCGAGGGCCUGGGCCGGGCGGUGCGCACCGUCUGUGGCAGCGGGCGGGCGGCGGGGGCGCUGCGGGCCGAGCAGCUGGCGGAGCGGCUGCGGAGGAGCGAGGAGGAGAAGCGAGAGAUCCCCAAAGACCCGGCGCAGAAACGGAUUCGGGAGCUCGCUGUGCUGAGCCAGCAGCUGCAGCAGGUGCACCCCAACGUCCUGGCCAAAGUGCUCAAGCAGGGAACCCUGUACCAGAACGAGGAGAUCGUGGCGAUCAACAAACCCUACGGCCUCCCCGUGCACGGUGGCCCUGGGAUCAAGAAUUGCAUUGCUGACGUGCUGCCGAUUUUGGCCAAGAUGUUGAAGAACAUGAAAGCCGAACCCCUCCACCUCUGCCACCGGCUGGACAAAGAGACCACGGGCGUGAUGGUGCUGGCAUGGAACAAGGAGGCAGCCGAGAAGAUCCGGCUUCUCUUCAAAACUCGUCAGGUGGAGAAGAUCUACUGGGCCAUUAGCCUGGGGGACCCAGACCCCACCGAGGGCAUCGUGGAGAUACCCAUGGUGGAGAAGGAGGUGCGGAGCCACCAGUCACACUACAAGAUGACACUGGCCCCCAACUAUCGCCUGUCUCCUGAGGAUGGGAAAGUGGUGAAAAUCCGCAAGAACCGCAACGCCGAAAGCGCCGUGACUCGGUACCGCCUUCUGGCUAGCUCUUCUGCCUGCUCGCUGCUGGAGCUCCAGCCCAUCACGGGGGUGAAGCACCAGAUCCGGGUUCACCUGGCCUACGGGUUGGGGUGCCCCAUCCUGGGGGAUCACAAAUACUCGCACUGGAGCAAACUGGCACCCCAGAAGCUUCCUGAAAUCACCUUGAAGAGGCUGAAGCUGGAGCAGAGCAAGGCUCGCCACCUGCCCCUCCACCUCCACGCCCGCCGGCUCUCCCUGCCCCUGGGCGAGCGGAUAGACCUCGUCUGCAAGCCACCCCUCUUCUUCCAAAAGACCCUGAAGAAGCUGGAGCUGGAUGUCGCUAAUGACUAACGAGGCAGGACGGGAGCGGUACGCUCUACCUCCGCAUCUCCAGCGCGCGGUAGCGCUGGGUCCGGCCGCUCUGCAGCGGUGUCUGCCUUGGAGCCAGCACUGCGAUGAAGUCUGUGGUCUCUCCCGCUCGCCAGAGACCUCCUGCGCUGGUACCGGUGUUGCUGGCUUCAAACCAGGUACCUGCGUGAGCUUCUUGCCCCGAUUUGGUGCAGAAAAGGUGGCCGGACACGCUGAAAAGCCUCUUGUUCAGACAAACGUGGCUGGGUAGACACUGGGCUUUGCCCAGUGCAUGUUUUGAACUUGCCUCUGAGCAAUAAAAGAUGCAGUUCCUGCGG